AUGUCUGGACGUGGAAAGGGAGGAAAAGCAAAGACCGGUGGAAAGGCGAAGUCUCGUUCAUCAAGAGCCGGACUUCAAUUCCCAGUUGGUCGUCUUCAUCGUAUUUUACGUAAAGGAAAUUAUGCGCGUCGUGUUGGAGCUGGAGCUCCAGUUUAUUUGGCCGCAGUUCUCGAAUAUUUAGCUGCCGAAGUCUUAGAAUUGGCUGGAAAUGCAGCAAGAGACAACAAGAAAAGUCGAAUCAAUCCGAGACAUUUGCAAUUGGCUGUCAGAAAUGACGAGGAAUUGAAUAAAUUGUUGGCUGGUGUAACUAUUGCACAAGGAGGUGUUUUGCCAAAUAUUCAAGCGGUUUUGUUGCCAAAAAAAUCGGCGGAAGAGAAAUAA
Molecule: messenger RNA, 381 nt
Organism: Caenorhabditis angaria
Lineage: Eukaryota; Metazoa; Nematoda; Chromadorea; Rhabditida; Rhabditidae
Source: the annotation of a GenBank genome assembly